Clonostachys rhizophaga is the source of this 1914-nucleotide messenger RNA. Lineage: Eukaryota; Fungi; Ascomycota; Sordariomycetes; Hypocreales; Bionectriaceae. The record is from the annotation of a GenBank genome assembly.
AUGGACUCGACGUCUCCAGUCGGAGGUGCUUCAGGCACCAGUGGAGCCUCCAGAAGACUCCAGUUUCGCCGAAUGACCCAUCAUCGCAAGCGAGCUGUGACCGCAUGCGAGCCAUGCAGAGCGCGGAAGGCCAAGUGCACAAACGAAAGACCUGUGUGCCAGCCGUGUGUCAAGUUAGGCACUCAGUGCUCCUAUGAGCAACGAGCAAACCAUUCCUCAUUUGAUCCAGCAAGUCUGUUGAUUAUUGAAAAGUUGAAUCAAGUUUUGAGCAGGCUGGAUAACAACGAAGAUGAUCCACCGAUUCCCUCAGAAAGUGCCACGUGCGAAUCACAACAAGGUCCAGACGUACAGCCCGGUAUCGAGGAGAAAAUAUAUUUCUGCUCUUCGUUUACCUCUACCGAGUGUGUCAUGAGCUGGCCUAUAUUCGAAGGCGAGCUGGAUCGAGUCAAUCUUAACGAAAAGACCUUCUUAAUAGACUAUGAAAGAACAAGGGCCUUUGACAAAGAAUAUUUAGAGGGGACUCGCGCUCACCGAGCAAGCAUAUGCGAAGACGACAUUCCCAAAUAUAUUGAUAGAUUCCUGCGUUUUGUACAUUGCAAGAAUCCAAUAUUACACACGGGUACCUUGAAGCAAUUUGCGACCAGCGUAGUAGAAAAUGGGCCGGGGUGGGAUGCUGUUUCUUGUCUUGUGCUUAUUGCUUGUGCUCUAGGAGCUAUUGCUACUCCAUUCGAAAACGCUGGCGCUGAGUCCUUUAGUCCAUCCAACGACACCUCGUCGUUGUCCGCCAACACCGGUGCCAGGAUCAUUGCGGAGAACUUCUAUCAGCUUGCCUGUCGCAGACUUGGUCUGCUGAAUCGGAGCAUUAUAGCCUGCCAGUGUCAGCUUCUCUGUGGAAUCUACCAAAUGUACACAAUGCGCCCACUUGAUGGGUGGAACAGCUUUUCUCGCGCAUCUACCAUCUGCGCUCUGUACUUGAAGGGUGGUGAUUAUCUUCGCCAACGGGCUGGGCAUAUGGACGAAGAUGAUGAAUCCUUCACGAGUCAGUGUCAAUCUCACCAACGUCUAUACUGGACUUGUAUCAAAUCAGAGUGCGAACUGCGCUCGGAACUGAAUUUACCAUCGUCUGAACUGGCAAUGCUUCACAUCCCAGACACUCUUCCUUCACCUCCAACCUUUUCUGACCCGCCAAAUCAAACUCAACAUGGAGCUGGGCUCGAUACCUCAUCUCCAGAACCAUCUCCUGCCACGCAAAUGUCGCCUGCGCACUCAACUACCCAGCAACAAGUCGAGGAGCGGUCAUGGUUUUACUACCUAAGUGAGCUCGCUUUGCUACGCAUCGAAAGCCGCGUAACGUAUCACUUUUACAGAGAAAGCAACGACUCGUGGCUUCGAGCCAGUGUUGGCGAUAUGAUAUCCUUAGCUGAGGAUUUUGAGCUACAACUGCAAAACUGGUUAUCUAUGCUACCGACAUCUAUCAGGCGCCAGGAUCCAUCGGAUGGGCAAUCUAUGAAUGAGCUUCAAUAUGUUGUCCAUGGACGUUAUGUCAUCGUCCGGGCAUUGGUAUACCGACCAUUCCUAUACCUCAUGAUCCAUAAACCGAACAUGUCUCCUUCGGAACGUGAUAUGAUCAGACCAUUCGCUGAGAAGGCUCUAGAUUCGCCUUUGAGAAUGACUAGCCUUGGGCCAGCGUAUCAUCGACACCAUGGGAGUUGGUUGGCCUGUCGGACCUACAUAAGGGGUGCUUUGAUGCUUUACGCAGGAGUAAAAGCCGGUUUGUUCGAGGAAGAUGGCUUGCAUGAGGCAAAACGGGGUUUGGAAACAUGUCUCCUGACUCUCAAAUACUGGCAAGAGGAAUCUUCUGACUUUGGUAGGGCAAUUCAGCUAGUUGAACUUAUACUAUCCAAGGUAAUUUGA